Molecule: messenger RNA, 525 nt
Organism: Octodon degus (degu)
Lineage: Eukaryota; Metazoa; Chordata; Mammalia; Rodentia; Octodontidae
Product: WD repeat-containing protein 61-like
Exons: 2
Coding region: 1-525 (174 amino acids)
Cellular component (GO): Cdc73/Paf1 complex
Molecular function (GO): protein binding
Source: RefSeq, a predicted model, not a curated record
AUGACCAACCAGUACGAUAUUCUCUUCAAACUAGAGCAAGUGGAUGCCUGGAUUUUGGCCUUUUCUCCAAAUUCCCAGGAUCUGGUCACAGGAACUCAUGUGGAAAGUGGAAAGAAAGCAUAUUCUUUGGACGCAAGAGGAAAGUUCAUUCUCAGUAUUACCUGUAGUGGUGAGGGGAAGUACCCGGCCAGUGGAGCCAUAGAUGGAAUCAUCAACAUUUUUGAUACUGCAACAGGGAAACUUCUGCAUAUGCUGGAAGCCCACGCCAUACCCAUCCUCUCCUUGACCUUUUCUCCAGACUCUCAGCUCCUUGUCGCUGCAUCAGAUGAUGGCUACAUCAAGAUCUGUGAUGUACAGCACGCCAAGCUGGCCAGGACGUUGAGCGGCCACGCCUCCUGGGUGCUGAGUGUUGCCUUCUGUCCUGAUGACACUCACUUAAUCUCCCAUUUAUCUGACAAAAGUGUGAAAGUCUGGGAUGUUGGAACAAGGACUUGUGUUCAUAUCUUCUUUGAUAACCAGGAUUAG